CGCUCGGCUGGGAGCAUCGCCUCGGCGUCGUCGCCGCCUCACCAGGGGCAGCAGCGCCAGCUGCAGAGCCAGACGGGAGCUGCCAGUGGGGGCAUGGAAGCAGCCUCCCCGGCAGCCGAGAGAGGAGCGAGCGCGCGCCGCUGCCCGUGACCCCGGCGUCCGGCCCCCGUCCCCUGCCCGCGGGGAGCCCAGUCCCCGCCGAGCUCUUUCCAGUCUCCCCUCGCCAGGUCGCCCUCCCGCAGAGCCCGCUGAAGCCAGGAACCCAACCCGAGGGGAGCAUGGAGCUGCUGUCCACCCCCCACAGCAUUGAGAUCAACAAUAUCACCUGCGACUCUUUCCGCAUCUCCUGGGCCAUGGAGGACAGUGACCUGGAGAGGGUCACUCAUUACUUCAUUGACCUCAACAAGAAGGAAAACAAGAACUCCAACAAGUUCAAGCACCGGGAUGUCCCCACCAAGCUCGUGGCCAAGGCAGUGCCUCUGCCAAUGACGGUGAGAGGCCACUGGUUCCUGAGCCCUCGUACUGAGUACAGCGUGGCGGUGCAGACGGCCGUGAAGCAGAGCGACGGGGAGUACCUGGUGUCGGGCUGGAGCGAGACGGUGGAGUUCUGCACGGGGGAUUAUGCCAAGGAGCACUUGGCCCAGCUGCAGGAAAAGGCUGAGCAGAUCGCCGGCCGCAUGCUCCGCUUCUCGGUCUUCUACCGCAACCAUCACAAGGAGUACUUCCAGCAUGCCAGGACCCACUGUGGGAACAUGCUGCAACCCUACCUGAAGGACAACAGUGGCAGCCACGGCUCCCCCACCAGUGGCAUGCUGCAUGGCGUCUUCUUCAGCUGCAACACAGAGUUCAACACAGGCCAGCCCCCCCAGGACUCUCCCUAUGGUCGCUGGCGCUUCCAGAUCCCUGCCCAGCGCCUCUUCAACCCCAGCACCAACCUCUACUUUGCGGACUUCUAUUGUAUGUACACAGCCUACCACUACGCCAUCCUGGUGUUGGCUCCCAAGGGCUCCCUGGGGGACCGCUUCUGCCGUGACCGUCUGCCCCUCCUGGACAUUGCUUGCAACAAGUUCCUAACCUGCAGCGUGGAGGACGGGGAGCUGGUCUUCCGCCACGCUCAGGACCUCAUCCUGGAGAUCAUCUAUACCGAGCCUGUCGACUUGUCCCUGGGCACCCUGGGGGAGAUCAGUGGGCAUCAGCUCAUGAGCCUGUCCACGGCUGAUGCCAAGAAAGACCCCAGCUGCAAGACCUGUAACAUCAGUGUGGGCCGCUAGGGACU
This is a messenger RNA of Jaculus jaculus (lesser Egyptian jerboa), 1276 nucleotides long. RefSeq names its product phytanoyl-CoA 2-hydroxylase interacting protein (gene Phyhip). Gene Ontology annotation, cellular component: cytoplasm. The coding region runs from base 279 to 1271 and encodes 330 amino acids. Lineage: Eukaryota; Metazoa; Chordata; Mammalia; Rodentia; Dipodidae. Gene Ontology annotation, molecular function: protein binding. The record is from RefSeq and is a predicted model, not a curated record. The transcript is spliced from 5 exons.